Molecule: messenger RNA, 1290 nt
Organism: Brassica napus (rape)
Lineage: Eukaryota; Viridiplantae; Streptophyta; Magnoliopsida; Brassicales; Brassicaceae
Product: remorin 4.1-like
Exons: 2
Coding region: 244-1125 (293 amino acids)
Source: RefSeq, a predicted model, not a curated record
UGAAAAAUAUUAAUGUAGUCGCUUAUUUACUGGACGAACGUAGCUUUCAUGCAAUAGACUCUUACACUUGUUAAUAUUUCACCUCUCAUCUAAACAAUUCGUUACACAAAAUGAUUAAGCCAUAAUCAUUGAUUAUUUAUUCUUCCUUGCCUUGGUGUCCUUCUUUCAUCGUCUAAUUAGUAUCAUCAAGAGCUCAGCUUCUAAUCACACAGUCCAGUAUACUACUAGCUAGCCACAACUCUGAUGUUGACUUUGUACAGUCAAGAUAGCUCAUCAACAGAGAUCACCACCACGACUACCGAUGCUUCCGAUAGCCGGGACGAGACUCCACCGUCUGAGACCGUCGUGAGAGAUAUUCACGCUAUGACGACCACCGAGCUUCCACGUCCACAGCAAAGAGGAGGACACUUGUCUCCGACGAGGUCUGUGAACUUUAGCGACGGAGCUUCUUCUGCCGGAGAGAACUUCACCACGGUGAGCAGAGAGUUCAACGCUCUAGUCAUCGCAGGCUCUUCCAUGGACAACAACAACAACAGCAACGGGAACAACCAAUCCAUAAGUCAUCGUGACGUCAUAAACGAGCUGACUAGGAUCAGUGAAGAUGAAGACGGUGGUGGUGGUGAUCAGCAUCAUCAGGUGCCUGAAGAAGAUACAAACCCGUGGGCGAUCGUACCGGACGGUUAUGAUAACCGGGCCGGUUCGGAGAAUAUUGUGACCACGACUUCAUCAAGUGGUCAGAAUCGGAUGGUGACGGCUGCCUCGGUGCAGAGGGUGAAGAGGGAUGAGGUGGAAGCAAAGAUAACGGCGUGGCAGACGGCGAAGCUGGCUAAGAUUAAUAAUAGGUUUAAGAGACAAGAGGCUUUUAUUAACGGUUGGUUAAAUGAGCAGGUCCAUAAAGCUAACUCUUGGAUGAAGAAAAUCGAGAGGAAGUUGGAAGAAAGGAGAGCAAAGGCGAUGGAGAAAACACAGAACAAAGUGGCCAAAGCUCAGAGGAAGGCGGAGGAGAGGAGAGCGAUGGCGGAAGCAAAAAGAGGAACGGAGGUUGCUAGGGUUCUUGAAGUCUCUAAUCUCAUGAGAGCCGUGGGAAGACCUCCGGCCAAACGUUCAUUUUUCUCUAUCUCCUAGCUAAGCGACGUUUCAUUCCAUCUCCAAGUAUUUCUUUUUCUUGUGUAUAAUAAUAUAUAUGCUACAAACGUACCAUAUUCUACUGGGAAUCAAUGUGUAUAAAUAGAAUGUAAUAUCUAUUGUAUGUUUUCCACAUAAGAUAGCAAUACAUGUAUAGGUUUGUCA